UGCGUGCUAUGUGUCGAUCAGUAAGGGUGUUUGUUCUUCAAUAUCAACUUUGGUUAUUGUGUGCAAAUUUCAUUUGUUACUAUAUUAUAAUAAAAUAGAGUGUUUCAAAAUGGCUCACUAUAUAAAUCCUGCAUUUUGUCAGAAAAGUGAAUUUUCACAACUGAAGGUUCCUGCAACAUCAAUUGAUAUAAACGAUGUAAAAAUACAACAAAAUCAAUUUAUUCAAACAUCAUCAAGGGGUAAAUGGACAGCUCAACAAACUAUACAACAUAGAGAAUCUAAGUACCGGACAGAACAAAACCAGAAAAAAACCAUUUAUUCCGAUAUUAUUCCAAAUUACGAGAUGGAUUCAAUCAAAUAUCAGAAAAAUACAGGUAUGCGAUUCAACUCAAAUGGUUAUGCAUUAGUUCCUCUAGAAGAACUCUCCAGCAAUAAUAAGGAUCGUUAUUGCAUAUUACGCAACGGCUCGUUGAGGCUAACCAAAAGUCAUGAUAAUUUGGACUUGAUUCCGCCUGAGCUGGUACAAGAAGAAGAAGAUAGCUUCACCAGUUUACCAGCUUUCACACCACAAGAAAAUAGCCGAAAACUGAUGUCAGCUUUCUCAUCGGACUUUAUAAACAAAUCGGUAAUUUUGGUUGAUCAAAACAGUAUGCAACGGUAUACAAUCGUUCCAACUGACGACGACGAAGACGUAGUGGAUUCAAAUCAUGAAAUUAUUGAAAUGCAUAAUGGUCGUGUGCAUAGAUAUGCUGUAAUUCCCACAGAUGAUGAUAUGGAAACUUCAGUGUGUAUUAUCGAACCUGAAGUCACUUCAGGCACCAUAAAAGCAGACUUAUCUAUGAAAAUGGGUGGUACCGAUGGAUCUGCAUGGUGUGGUCCAUUCAAAUUGAAAAAUGAAACACAUUCGUUGCAGCCAGAACAUAAACCAAAGUUAACAAACGGAAAAUUUGACGAUAAACAUUCCAUUCAAUCGAGAAUGAACAGUCAAUCAUAUAAGAAGUCACACCAACAAACUAUCAACUAUGAUGAAUCGAAUUAUAUCCCUGGAACUCCUACGAAAAAUCCAAUCGCCACACAGAAAUUACACAAAUUACUAUCUACUCCACGUAAAGCUGGACAAGAGAUCCUCCAACGUCAAGGAAGCUACCAAACUAUUAUUCAAAGAUCUCCAGAUCAAUUUCAGCUGCAAAAUCCAUAUGCCACGCAAGAACAGUCGGGAUUUACACCACAAAAACUAGUGUAUGAGGAUAAAAAAACGCUUGAUCAAAAUAUUGACCAUAGAACAACAGCCAUAAUUUCACCACGACUUAAUCAGCAAGUAAUUUAUAAUAACACAACGCUAGGCGGAGUUGAAAAACCUUGGACACACGAAAGUUUCCAAAAAGUCGAAAGUGCUACAGCUACGAUUGGAGCUAUUUCACUGAUGUUAAUUCUCACGGGGAUUUUGAAUUCGGGACUUUGCUUAUACAUGAUUACCGACAUGCGGAGAUCAUAUUAUUUAGAUUUGGGUGUAAUAUCAGGUUUUGCAGCUGCAUCCCUUGGAUUUAUGGGCUUUCGAUCACGGCAGUGUUACUGGCUACCAAACCGAAAUUUCAUUUCUGGCUAUGUUCUGGUAACCGUGUUCUCGCUGCUGAACUGUUGUGGACUACUAGUAUUGCUGGGAUUAAAUCCUUUUCCAGGAACACCAUUCCACGAUUUAACAACUGGAGUCAUCCUUGCGCUUUCAUCAUUGAUAUUAUUGAUAAUUAGUUUGGGAGCUAUUACAUCUAAAUUGUGCUCUGGAGUACCGUCAGACAAUCGAGUAGAUGUUUUUUAGAAAAGAAAUGGGUCAUAAAUUUCUGCUGUUGAAAUAAAUGAAAGAAUUGAGAGAGGCAUGCAUGAUGUGUUGAAAAAGGUUAAUGGGCGUGAAUCAAUUUGUACUGUCAGUUAAUCUGUGCUGCAUCGAACGAACCACAUUAUUUAUUUUGAAUUGAUUAUGGUUACAGUAUUGUUUACUAUUCAUUUUAGUAUCAAAUAAAUGGACAACGACAACAAAAAACCUACAUAAUAUAUUUGUACUAUUAAGUAA
This is a messenger RNA of Sitodiplosis mosellana (orange wheat blossom midge), 2068 nucleotides long. RefSeq lists its product as uncharacterized. The transcript is spliced from 4 exons. The record is from RefSeq and is a predicted model, not a curated record. Bases 110 to 1816 code for a protein of 568 amino acids. NCBI's taxonomy places the organism in Eukaryota, Metazoa, Arthropoda, Insecta, Diptera, Cecidomyiidae.